Molecule: messenger RNA, 429 nt
Organism: Symbiodinium necroappetens
Lineage: Eukaryota; Dinophyceae; Suessiales; Symbiodiniaceae
Source: the annotation of a GenBank genome assembly
AUGGUCAAGAUGGAUGAGAUGGAACUGGGCGAUUUCGCUACGAACUUCAAACGGGAUGAGAAGAUCGACAGGUUCGUGGAAGAGCAUUCCCUGAGCGAGGCUGCGAGGUGCCGGCUGGUCGAGCUGCGCGUUCGCAGAAAAGCGGAGCAGGACGAGGACUUGCGGAAGCUGGCGCAGCAUCUCUGCAUUUGCGCCGACCGGUCCUUUACAGCCAUCUCACUGGUGAAAAAGGUGGUGCAGGGCAGGAUCGAUGAUUUCCCUGACAUGACCCGGGCCGGAGCCAUCGCCGAGCGGUUCCAGCUGGAUGAGGCCUCGUUGCGGAAGCUGCGCGACAUCGUUGAGAAGCGGGCCGAGGACCUCGCCGUGGUGUUGGCUCACCUGGAGGAGGUUCUGGCAGCAGCAUACUCUCCUUCGGCGACCCUGGUCAAG